AUGUCAGACACAAAAGGAGUCUCCGAUGAUCCAAUGGAGAAUGAGACGAGCUCGGUUGAUGGUGUUAAAGAGGCAGAGGAGAAAGACAAGGAUAAUACCGAAAAAAUGGACGUAGAUGAGGAGCCAGAUGAGCAGAAGUCAGCGUCUCAGGAAACCAUGGAAACCGCGGAGGCUAGUGAGGAAAAGAGAGAAGACCUCGAGAAGCCGGUAGCAGAAGUGAAAGACGAUGAUUCAAGCUCCGAAACGAAGGAAGAUGAACCGUCAGAGGAUGAUCCGGAGCUCGCUGAUGCUAAAGAAGACGAAGAUUCAGCUAAAGACAUGGAACAGGAUGAUCCGAGUGAGGAAAAUACUGAAAAAGAAGAGAAGACAGCAGGAAACAAAGGAAAAGCAGUCAACGGCCAGCUGAAAAGAAGGAAUGAAAAAAGUCCAAAAAGGAUUCCAAAGGUGGAUGGAAAAGAAAACAAAGAGGAUGAGCAGCUGACUAGAAGAGAACAUAUUCUCGACCAUCUAGAUUUCAAAAGAGAUGCCUCGAAUCGGGUAAAACUCUACGUACUUUGCGAUCAGAGAAUUUGGGAGGAUCGGGGCACAGGACACGUUGUCACUCAUCAGUUAACAGCAGAAGAUGGCGCUCCAUCUAACGCCGGUAACACGAUGGUUCUUGUACGUUUGGAAGGCAAAAGUGAGCCUAUACAUAUCACGAAAUGUAUUUUAAAUAAGCAAAUUGUAGGUAAAAACAUACUUGAGUCACGGAUUCUCAUGGACACUGUAUAUCAGAAGCAGCAGGAGACCCUCAUAGUAUGGUCAGAAACUGAUUGCAUGGAUCUCGCCCUGUCGUUCCAAGAGAAAUCGGGAUGUGAAGAGCUGUGGCAGAAGAUCUGCGAAGUCCAAGGGAGAGAUCCUGGAGAUCCGGAUGCCACCUUCGACGACGGCGAUGACAGCGAUAUCGGAGAGAUGUCCUCGUCUUCUAGUCGUUUACAACUGCCGCCAAUCGAAAUAGGAAGGCUCAGUGAGCUCGACGCCAUUCUUCAUAUGCAUUUAGCCUCAAAUAGUGCUCGAGAGAAAAUGACGAUGGCUAUUGAGAGUGACAACGUCGUCACCAAGCUGUGCGAGGUUUUCCGCAUGUGCGAAGAUAUUGAGCACACCGAAGGACUUCGAACAUUCUACUCGAUUGUCAAAAACUUGUUCAUGCUCAAUCGAAACACUGUUAUCGAAAUGCUCCUGGAUGACUCCAACAUUAAAGACGUUAUUGGAAUGUUUGAAUUCGAUCCAGCUUAUAAGAAUCCACGCAAGCACCGGGAAUUCGUCUACGAGAAAGCCAAGUUCCGCGAGGUUUUGAACAUCACUAGUGACGAGUUGAGGGACAAGAUUCAUCGACUCUACCGUGCUCAAUACAUUCAGGACGCCUGUCUACCGAGCUUGGGUCUUUUCGAAGAGAAUCUUCUUUCUACUCUUGGAAGUCAUGUGUUUUUCUGUCGGGUUGACAUUGUAUCAAUGUUGCAAAAGGACAAAAAGGCAAUGGCCGAGUUGUUUGGGCAGCUGAAAAGCGAUGAGACGGAAGUUAUUCGUCGUCGCGACUUGGUUCUGUUCCUGAAGGAGAUGAUUUGCUUAAGCACCAGCAUCCCAGCUAACGGGCCUGCUGCUACGAAAGAAACAUUCUUCAAAGUGUUGCAGCUGCAAAGUAUGUUCAAUAACGACAUACUCGAUUCGCUAGAACCCUCGUUCAAGUCGCCGGAUCACGAGACGAGAUGCGUUAUGACUGAUGUGCUCAGAACAAUGGUCGACAGCAAUGCGCAAACGAUUCGUGAUUAUCUGCUCAAGCAAGCCAAGAACAAGGAUAGAAACGAGGAUGUGCUUCUGAACAGAAUGAUCAACCAUCUGCUCACUGAUAUCGAUGUACAUUUGACUUCUGGAUCAGAGAUGAUUUUGAUCUUGAAAACCCUCCUGGACCCUGAGAACAUGACAAGUGUGAAGUCCGAGAGAAGUGAAUUUUUGCAUCUCUUCUACCAUCGUUGCUUUGAUACUCUGCUGAAGCCAAUGCUCGAGAACGUCAGUGGAGGUGUCAUCAAGAAGGACGACUACAUAAUUGCCAACCGACAAUCAGUCGUUCUCCGCCUUCUCACCUUCUGUGUCGAACAUCACUCAUUUUCUAUGCGUCAGAGAUGUGUAUCAAACGAUAUGAUGAACAAAGUGCUCGUGCUCCUCAAGUCAAAACACUCUUUCCUCGUUCUGUCUGCUCUCAAACUCCUCCAACGUGUGGUCACUGUUAAAGACGACAAAUACAUAAGAUACCUGGUCAAGGAGAAAGUCCUCGAUCCAGUCAUGGAGUGCUUCCGCAAGAACGGUAAUCGCUAUAACAUUGUCAACUCUGCCGUGUUGCACCUGUUCGAUUUUGUAAAAUGCGAAGACGUUCGACCGCUCAUCAAGUAUGUCGUCGAGAAUCAUAUGGAAGUGAUUGAGUCAGUCAACUACGUGAAGACGUUCAAAGAAAUCAAAAUUCGCUACGAUCAGCAUCGUGACCGUGAGGAAACGAUGAGCAUUCGUUCAGAAGACAACUUGUCGUUGGCGAGCCCCAGAAGUUCUCGCAGAGAUCGCAAUGAAGAUCAAUGGUUCGAUGAAGAUGAAGAGUUGGAAGUUGGAUCAAUGAUGGAGUCCAUCGAGAAAGACUCGGUAUCCGUAUCACCCAAGAAGGAAGAGUCUGGACAAGGAAGGAAGACUGGAAUCGAGCCAAUGUUCCCAUCUCUAUUGAAACGUAAAAAUGCGUUCGAUGAAGAUGAGGCACCCGUAUUUGGUGGUGGAUCAGCAGCCGUUAUUAAUAAUGCAGAGAAAAAGAUUGUAAUUAAGGUAGGUGCAAAUCACAAUGACGUUCUAGAAACAAUUCUAAGAAAGCCUUUCAGUUGCUCAUCUCCAGGACCAUCUAGAGAAGAUGAAGUGACAUCGUCUCAGAAUAACAAGGAAAGCAGUCCAACUUCAACAGUCAAAGUAAGAUUAUAUCAAAAGUUGUGUUUUAUGAAAAAUUCAUCAUUUCAGUCUCUCGUGGACUAUGACGAAUCCGAUUCUGACGAGGAGUUGCCCUCGCCAGAUGCCAUUCCAUCGUCGUCUACUGGAAGUCCGGAAAGCGACAAGGAGGCUGAUGCUAAAGACGGAAAGAAAAUAGAUUCACCUGAAUAUAACGAUGUUUCGUCCACUAGCAGCGAGGAGAAGUUCGACUCACUUCCAAAUGGAGCACAUGUUACUAAUGAGAACGGUGGAGAGAGUACUGUGUCACAGGAGAUCAGUCGCAAGCGAACCAGUGAUGGAUGUGAUCCGAAUGAUGCGAAGAGAAGUAGAACCGAAGAUGCAGAUCUGGCUGCCAAUGAGACAGCGUCUGAAGCCUAA
Messenger RNA from Caenorhabditis briggsae, 3375 nucleotides. It is a transcript of the gene Cbr-smk-1, whose product is annotated as Protein CBR-SMK-1. The transcript is spliced from 10 exons. Gene Ontology annotation, molecular function: protein phosphatase activator activity. Bases 1 to 3375 code for a protein of 1124 amino acids. Gene Ontology annotation, biological process: DNA damage response; protein dephosphorylation. The record is from RefSeq and is a predicted model, not a curated record. Gene Ontology annotation, cellular component: protein phosphatase 4 complex; nucleoplasm. Lineage: Eukaryota; Metazoa; Nematoda; Chromadorea; Rhabditida; Rhabditidae.